Rangifer tarandus platyrhynchus (Svalbard reindeer) is the source of this 300-nucleotide messenger RNA. NCBI's taxonomy places the organism in Eukaryota, Metazoa, Chordata, Mammalia, Artiodactyla, Cervidae. The record is from the annotation of a GenBank genome assembly.
AUGUCCUUGGUGGCCACAUCCCAGUCUGACUGGCGGUUCAUUCCUUCUCCCCACUCAGACUGUGAGCACUUUGGAGUUCACAGCUCUGCAGAGGAGGUGUUCAUUAAUAUCUGUUCACUGCCUUGCAGCCAGGGGUGCCGAGAUCAGAGAGGUGAAGCCCUUUGCCUGCAUCACAGAGAGGCUCAGGCAGAGGUGGCCCGGCCUGGGGUCUCCAGUUCUCGGGCCAGCACUGUUCUGACUGCCCUGUUAUCAGCAUGUGUCUCUCUGCCUGCACUGAACAAAACCUCCCUCCCCCUGUAG